AUGUCAAACUUGCAUUACAUUCUCAAUGUGUUAGGAGUUCUCCUUCUUCUGCAAAAUCCCAUUAAAACACAUUGCCAUACCAAAGGAUUUCAACCAGGACAUUCUUCGGGGAAUGGUUUAUCAAUCAAUAUGACAAGAGUACAGUUUUCAGAACAACAAUUCAUGAAAUGGGUGAACUUUGUUGGUAGCCUCAAACACUCAGUUUUCAAGGCAGCAAAAAAUAAGCUUUCUGCUUCUUACACUUUGCACGUUGAUAAGAAUCCUGCUUUUGGAGAUUUUACGUCAAUUCAAGAAGCCAUUGAUUCACUUCCUUUCAUAAAUCUUGUGAGAGUGGUCAUCAAGGUCCAUGCAGGGGUUUACACAGAGAAAGUUAACAUUCCUACAUUGAAAUCCUUCAUAACCAUAGAAGGAGCUGGUGCAGAUAAAACCAUUGUUCAAUGGGGUGACACUGCUCAAACACCUGGUCCUAGAGGGAGGCCAAUGGGAACCUAUGGUUCAGCAACUUUUGCAGUGAAUUCACCUUAUUUCAUUGCCAAGAACGUCACAUUCCAAAAUACUACUCCUGUUCCUGCACCAGGAGCAGUUGGAAAGCAAGCUGUGGCAUUUAGGAUUUCAGCAGACAAUGCAGCAUUCUUGGGAUGCAAAUUCUUAGGAGCACAAGAUACACUUUAUGAUCAUCUUGGCAGACAUUACUAUAAGGAUUGUUAUAUUGAAGGCUCUGUUGAUUUCAUAUUUGGCAAUUCUCUCUCACUUUUUGAGGGAUGUCACGUGCAUGCCAUAGCACAGAAUACAGGGGCACUUACAGCUCAAGGAAGGAGCAGUAUAUUGGAAGACACGGGGUUCUCAUUUGUGAACUGUAUGGUCACGGGGUCAGGGGCACUAUACCUUGGAAGAGCUUGGGGUCCCUUUUCUCGCGUGGUCUUCGCUUAUACCUAUAUGGACAACAUCAUCAUUCCCAAAGGCUGGUAUAACUGGGGUGACCCUAACCGUGAAAUGACUGUAUUCUAUGGACAGUACAAAUGCACAGGACCUGGAGCAAGCUUUGCAGGGAGAGUAUCAUGGUCAAGAGAACUUACUGAUGAUGAAGCUAGACCUUUUCUUUCACUUAGCUUUAUUGAUGGGACUGAAUGGAUCAAAUUUUAG
Gastrolobium bilobum is the source of this 1143-nucleotide messenger RNA. RefSeq names its product probable pectinesterase 53. Gene Ontology annotation, molecular function: pectinesterase activity. The transcript is spliced from 5 exons. Bases 1 to 1143 code for a protein of 380 amino acids. NCBI's taxonomy places the organism in Eukaryota, Viridiplantae, Streptophyta, Magnoliopsida, Fabales, Fabaceae. The record is from RefSeq and is a predicted model, not a curated record. Gene Ontology annotation, biological process: cell wall modification.